Molecule: messenger RNA, 985 nt
Organism: Callorhinchus milii (elephant shark)
Lineage: Eukaryota; Metazoa; Chordata; Chondrichthyes; Chimaeriformes; Callorhinchidae
Product: melanocortin receptor 5-like
Exons: 1
Coding region: 1-981 (326 amino acids)
Biological process (GO): G protein-coupled receptor signaling pathway
Cellular component (GO): membrane
Molecular function (GO): melanocortin receptor activity
Source: RefSeq, a predicted model, not a curated record
AUGAAUUCAACAGAUGCCCAUCUCCGCCGACACAAGUGGUGGCUGAGAAACCUAAGCGUUGUGGACGAGUCCCUGAACGAGACGAAAGGCGUCUCUGGUCCAUGUGAGCAGGUCACGGUGGCGGUCGAGAUCUUUCUGACGCUGGGCACCGUGAGUUUACUGGAGAACACCCUAGUCAUCACCGCCAUCGUCAAGAACAAGAACCUACACUCGCCCAUGUACCUCUUCAUCUGCAGUCUGGCCGUGGCCGACCUGUUGGUCAGCGCGUCCAAUGCCUGGGAGACGGUGGUGAUCGCUUUGCUGAACGGUCGGCAUCUGGUGGUGGAGGAAAGCAUGGUCAAGCAAGUGGACAAUGUGCUUGACGCCAUGAUCUGCAUCUCGGUGGUGGCAUCCAUGUGCAGUCUGUCUGCCAUCGCUGUGGACCGGUAUGUGACCAUUUUCUACGCCCUGCGUUACCACCACAUCAUGACGGUGAAGCGGGCGGCCAUCGCCAUCGCAGGCAUCUGGACCUUCUGUACCAGCUGCGGCAUCGUCUUCAUCCUCUACUCGGAGACCAUGGCCGUGGUGGUCUGCCUGGUUGCCAUGUUCUUCAUCAUGCUGCUUCUCAUGGCUUCCCUGUACAUCCACAUGUUCUUACUGGCUCGCUCUCACGUCAAGCGCAUUGCCGCUCUGCCCGGCUACAACUCCAUCCACCAGAAAGCCAGCAUGAAAGGCGCCGUCACUUUGACCAUCUUGCUGGGUAUCUUCGUGGUGUGUUGGGCUCCCUUCUUCCUCCACCUCAUCCUCAUGAUCUCCUGUCCAGUCAACAUGUACUGUGUCUGCUUCAUGUCACACUUCAACCUGUACCUGAUCCUCAUCAUGUGCAACUCCAUCAUCGACCCCCUAAUCUACGCCUUCCGCAGCCAGGAAAUGAGGACCACCUUCAAGGAAAUCAUCUGCUGCCUUACCUUCAGGUCAGCUUGCAGACUUUCUGGCAAAUAAUAAU